This is a messenger RNA of Cantharellus anzutake, 1878 nucleotides long. RefSeq lists its product as uncharacterized. Gene Ontology annotation, cellular component: intracellular membrane-bounded organelle. Gene Ontology annotation, molecular function: phosphatidylinositol binding. The record is from RefSeq and is a predicted model, not a curated record. The coding region runs from base 1 to 1878 and encodes 625 amino acids. The transcript has 4 exons. Lineage: Eukaryota; Fungi; Basidiomycota; Agaricomycetes; Cantharellales; Hydnaceae.
AUGCAGGGCCUUUCACAUGCCGUCGCCCACUCCUCUCAUCAUUCCAUCCACAGCACCGCAACUGCUUCUAACACUAACAAAUCCAAUAUACCCCUCGCACAGCGUCUUCUCCAUCCUUCCAAUCCAUCUAUUCCUCUUCCCCCUAUCCUCCUCUCGAACCCAUCCAAUUACCAAGAGGUCAUUUCACAACUCAACAACGAACUCUACGACCUCAUCGCUCUCUCUUUACGCGCAUACAUCUCCUCUUUAUGGUGGCACACUUACAUCUCACCAAGAGACAAAUCUUUCUUACCUGAAAUAAACCUCACCAUCACCCACAUCUUACAAGCCCUCGAACAACGUCUCCUCGACGUCGCAAACCUUCCAAAUCUCUUCUUUCAUACUUUACCCAUUCUACUCAUACAGCAUUACAAAGAUUAUCGUUCAGCUCUUUCUAAACUUUCUACGAGUUACUAUGCGCCCAGUCCUCUACAAGGAUCGACGACUCGGAGCAACAGCACAAGUACCAAUGACCUCGCUCAUAUCUUCCACUCAACACAGCCUCAUCUCGGAGUAGACGAGUUCGGUUCCUUCAACGAUACCUACCUUCGUCAAAUCAUCGAUCACAUUCUCAAAGCGACUCUACCCCCAGAUGACUACCAAAGCGAUCUCGAAAGGUCCAUCAUUCGAGAAAUCUUGGUCAAACCCCUCCUUGGAUCAGCUGUCUUGCCUACUUUAUCACAACCUUGGUUCUUACAUUCUAUUGCCUUGUCCUUCUUAGGCGUUCCUUUACCAAUACAACCACACUCCCCGCCACCCCCUCCGCCACUCGAAUCGGAAUCAACCUCAAACUCCACAUCCAUAUCCUCCAUCCUCCUCCCGCACAACAUCCUCAUCUCCCUUCUCACCUGCAUCCAAUCCAUCUCAACCACCUGUCUAACCAUCAUUUCUUUCUUCCAAACCACAUUUACCUUGAUAUAUACCAUCAACACUUUACCAUCCCCAUCUUCAACGACGGAAGACAACAAUGGCGGCGGCAGAAGGCUCAAUAAGGGUAAUAUGAACUUUGAAGCAGACCGCAAGGCAGUAGAAUGGGAAGAGGAAUCGUCGUCGUCGUCAUCGUCACCAUCCAGGGGAAUUAUUACUACUGGGAAUGACGACACCGAUAUCGACAUCGUUCAACCUAUCGUCGAGCUAACCGCUCAAGUGUUCAAGAUGAGAGAAAGGACCGCAAGUACUGCUUUGCUGAUCUUUAUCAAAGCCAUUACGAUCUAUUUUAAAUCUUUCUUUAACAAACUUCUCCUUUACACACUCAAAACCAACCUACUCACCCCACCCCGAAUCGUUCAACUCGUUCAACUCUCGAAAAAGACUCUUUUCCCCCUCGAAGGAGGUUGGCCUGGUCCUUCACCUGAGGAUCCGUCACUUGAACAACAAUUAUUGAUGAAGGACGCUUUGGAGGAUAAGAUCCUCGAGAUGAUUCCGAGUUCACUACGACCUUACCUACUUGGUCCACCAUCACCGGCGACGAGGACGACGCAACGAAAGCAUAAAGAAGCGAUUAGAGACAUGCUAGAACCAUUAAGUGGGUCGAAGGAGUGUAAUGCUCAUCUAGUCAUGUUGGUCUUCGAAGCGGUCGUGUUGGCACUGUUCCCUGAGAUGGGAGUAGUAGGAGGAAGUGGAGGAGGAAGUGGAAGAAGUGGUCGAGGAGGACGUGGCGCUGAUGAUGAUGAUAGCGAUGGGCUUGGAGGCGGAGUGGAUGUGGAUGUGGAUGUGAAUGGAGAUGGGAGGUUGGGGGCCAGAAGCCAAACAGGAGAUGAUACGAAACCGCCAUCGGCUUCUGCCAGUGGUGACAGGUUGUCUGAGUACGCCAUUGCCAAAUCACCACUUGCGACUUAA